UUACGUUCGGUCACAUUUUUAAAAACUGAUAUAUUCCUCUCGAAUGACUAAGAGUAUCGCGUCAAAACGUCAACUAUAGUUUAACAUGACAAUGACAAAAUGGGAUUAGUAACCAAAUACAAGCACCAUUAAUUAAAUUGUUGAAAAUCAUACGAGGCACUCGUAUAGUGUAUAGUUAGGGAUCGAGUAGACUGUCAUGUUCGGAUAACGUGCUCGCGACGAAACUGUGACGACUCCGAUCGCGUCAGUAGAUAAAUUGUACUAGUGAGUAUAAAGUGAGAACUCGCGAUAAAAUCGGCUCAUAUUUCAUGUGACGACGAAAGGCAGCGGUCGUGGUGCUCACAUGGAAAAAGAAACUCUAUCUCGAGCAAACUAACGAAGCUGUGCUUCAAGUCAAUCAAAACACUGCUUCUUCAUUGCAUUUUGACAGUGAAUGGAAUAAUUCUUUAAGUGAUCUUGGACAGUGCAAUCUCAAUUCAAAUAUGGCUCCACAUAAAACGACAACAGAAGUUUAUGGACAACGCGAACAAAUAGAUUUCAAAGGUUUGGAGCCACUAUUACGGCGAAGCUUUGGCGAUGAAAGCUUACAGGUCGUUCACUUUGAUUCGACAAGACUGUUACCUGCAGGAGAAAAUUACUGUAGUAUUAUGAUCAAGCUGGACGUAUUAGUGCGCCAAGAUAACGAAGAGAAAAUGUUACAUUUAGUGGCGAAAACGCCGAAUCCGGCGGAUAAUGCUGUUAUUGAGUGGCCUAUAGUUUUCAAAAAAGAACUGUUUAUGUACGUUGAGUUAUGUCCGUUGUACAGAGAACUUGAUAGGGAAAGUCUUAUCGAGGAAUGUGAAGUGAUCAACAUUUGGCCAAAAUAUAUUGGCUACAGAAAUUCACUGCAGGGUGGCGACAAGAUCGACUACGACUCAUCGAUGUUGUUGGAGAAUCUCAAACAUCACGGGUUUUACACUUUUGAUAAGCGGCAAGGUUUGGACGUGGAACACGCUCGGAAAGCGUUGACUUCAUUGGCAAAGUAUCAUGCGUUAGGCAUCGCCAUGAAGCAAAAACGACCUGCAAUGGCGAAAAAAGCUAUAACGCAGGCCCGAGUAUUAGGAAUUGAUUUUGUGCACAUGAACGACGGCUACGACAAUGUAAUGCAGACAUUCCAGGAGGAGCCAGCCCUGCAAACGCACAUGAGUGCCAUCGAGUCGUGUUUCGAGCAAGCGAAGGAUGGCAAACCCUACAAGGAAAUGCCUAUCGAGCCGUGGGCCACGAUAACGCACGGCGACUUUUGGGUCAACAACAUGCUCUUCCAUAAAGACGAGGCUCGCAACGUCGACGACGUCAAGUUCAUCGACUUUCAGACCUACCUCUACAGUAGUCCUCUCAAGGACUUGCCAUAUUUUUUCAGUGGCAGUCUCAAUAAGUCCGCACAGACUAGGUAUCUUAAAGAGCUGAUAGACGUCUACUAUAAAACCUUCAUCAAGACUCUCAAGCGUACCGGCUGUGAUUUUUCACUUUUCACGAGGUCAAGCUUCGAUCGUGAGCUCAAGAAGCAGGCGAUCAUUCAGUUUCCAAUUUCUGCUUUGACGUGCAAGUUUUUAGUAUCUGACGUUGAAACUUAUGGUGACGAGAGCAAUGAAAGGGUACUCAAUAAUGUAUUUAAUACUAAAGCAAGCGAUGCUUUUAUAAAUAAGUUGCAUGCUCUUAUCGAAAUGUACGAGGAAAUGAGAUGGUUUUAAGAUUAAUCACGAGAAUUCAUUUAAUAAGUACCGUAUAAGUCUAAGUUAUGAUGUCGUUUAACCCUCCAUGCUUUUCUAAUGUGUUAUUAAUAUUAGUAGAAUUAUUUUAACUGUCAAAACUCUACGUUAUUCUAUAUUUUACAUUUUUAUAAAAUUAAACCUCAAACGUUGAAUCUAGAAAUUGUUGACAAGAUGCGCUAUAAUAUAAUUUUAGUAAACGAGAAAUUGAUUUAUAUUGAGAGAAAUCAAACACGGUAUCUGCUAUCAUUGUAAUGAUUUUUUUGUUCGGCAUUACGAUGCUAUUGUAGCGUUUAUCACACACAUAUAUAUACAUUUUUUUAUAUCAUAGAUAAGGAAAAUUGUUAAAAACCAAUAAUACCACUAAAAAUUAUGUAUUUAGCUGUUGUACAAGCAUUUUAAAUAAUAAGAUUUGUCUUUACUA
Messenger RNA from Phymastichus coffea, 2172 nucleotides. RefSeq lists its product as uncharacterized. Lineage: Eukaryota; Metazoa; Arthropoda; Insecta; Hymenoptera; Eulophidae. The record is from RefSeq and is a predicted model, not a curated record. The transcript has 3 exons. The coding region runs from base 483 to 1730 and encodes 415 amino acids.